Taeniopygia guttata (zebra finch) is the source of this 689-nucleotide messenger RNA. RefSeq names its product mitochondrial ribosomal protein L23 (gene MRPL23). The record is from RefSeq and is marked provisional. Gene Ontology annotation, molecular function: structural constituent of ribosome. Gene Ontology annotation, cellular component: ribosome; mitochondrial large ribosomal subunit. Lineage: Eukaryota; Metazoa; Chordata; Aves; Passeriformes; Estrildidae. Gene Ontology annotation, biological process: mitochondrial translation.
GGAGCCGCUCUGGGCCGGCGCUCCCGCGGGGCGGCCAUGGCGGCGGCGGGCGGCAGGAGGGCCGUGUACCCGCUGUUCCAGAGGGGCGGCCCGCAGCUGCGGAUCUUCCGUCCCAACUUCUUCAUGCUGGCGGUGCGGCCCGGCGUGCCCCAGCCCGAGGACACCGUGCAGUUCCGCGUCUCCAUGGAAAUGACCAAGCUGGACAUCAGGAAUUACCUUGAAAGAAUAUACAAUGUGCCUGUAGCUGCUGUGAGAACCAGGAUACAGUAUGGUGCAAACAACAAGAGGAAUCACAGGAAUCAGAGAGUGAAGAAGCCAGAUUACAAGGUUGCCUAUGUACAGCUGGGUCAAGGACAAACAUUUCAGUUUCCCAACCUAUUUCCAGAGAAAGAACAAGACGCAGAAACUCGCUCUUUCGAUGACUUCAGGGAUAAAUAUAUGGAGAAAGAGAAGCAGAAGGAGGAAGGUGACCCCAGACGAGGUGGAGUCCCUGAUUGGUUUGGACUUUGAAGCCAGCUGCCUUCCUUUAGGCCCAGAGGGAUUUUGAUUAGCACAACUUGCACUCUUCUCUUUUUGUAAUGAUCGAAUGUUUAUUCUUGAGCAGCCCUUGCUAGCAUGUCUUUUUUUUUCUGGCUGUUUGUACAUGACUACAACAAAAUGGCCCUGAAGAAAUAAAAAGGUAAAAUAAA